Molecule: messenger RNA, 1004 nt
Organism: Electrophorus electricus (electric eel)
Lineage: Eukaryota; Metazoa; Chordata; Actinopteri; Gymnotiformes; Gymnotidae
Gene: denr
Product: density-regulated protein
Biological process (GO): formation of translation preinitiation complex; translation reinitiation
Molecular function (GO): mRNA binding; translation initiation factor activity
Source: RefSeq, a predicted model, not a curated record
AAGCCCCAAACCCAAAUCAGAUUGUAGAGGUGUGCUCUAAAGCUGUAAAACUACAUCUGCGUUUACUGAAAAGCUUCUUAAAGGUCGAUAUAAUAAUGCUUAAGAUUGUACUACAAAGAAAGCAAUACUGAGUGCUUAUGAGAAUAAAACAAUAUGGCUACUACUGAGAAUGCAGAGUCAGGCUCGCCAGAGAAUAAAGUGGAUCGGACCGACCUAGAUGCUAAGUACCCACUGAAAGUGCUUUACUGUGGCGUAUGCUCCCUGCCGACAGAGUACUGUGAGUACAUGCCUGAGCCAGCAAAGUGCAGACAGUGGCUUGAGAAAAACUUCCCAGAUGUGUUUGCUAGAAUGACUCUUGACAAUGCACCCAAGCAAGACACAGGAGGUGGUGGAGGUGGUGGAGAAGCGCCCCCCGCUGGAGAAGAAGAGGAGAAGAAAAAGCAGAAAAGAGGUGGUAGAGGUCAGAUCAAACAGAAGAAGAAGACUGUUCCCCAGAAAGUCACGAUAGCAAAAAUCCCACGAGCUAAGAAGAAAUAUGUCACGCGGGUGUGUGGCUUGGCAACGUUUGAUAUAGACCUUAAAGAGGCUCAGAGAUUCUUUGCUCAGAAAUUCUCUUGUGGUGCCUCGGUGACAGCGGAGGAUGAAAUCAUCAUUCAGGGAGACUUUACAGAUGACGUCAUCGAUGUCAUCCAGGAGAAAUGGCCUGAGGUUGAUGAUGACAGCAUUGACGAUCUUGGAGAAGUGAAAAAGUGAAAACCUGAUGUGCACUUUUACCGAAGCAAAUGCUACGUGUCACAAGAACACGGCCAAACUUACGCAUUGAGUCAUUUUAUAUCGGUUUUAUUUACUGUAUAGAACACGUCGGACUUGGACCCCAUCCUUGGCAUUUCUUCAGUUCUAAGUAGCAGUUUCCUCUUUGCCAAAGGUCUGCUGUGAUACGACUCUCAAUAAUACUUCACGCAAGCAAACUUUAGGCUAAUAAAUUUCAAUCUCAUUGGCUUGUU